AUAAUAGAAAUAUUAAAUUAAAAAAAAUCUCACAGAGUAGGGACCGAGCACAGUGACCAGUGAGUAGCUUAUAUUUAUCAACACUUGGAGUCUCAAAAGCUCGGAAUUCGGUUCCGAUCUUUGAGCUUUCCUCUAGCUGCCAAUUUUUCAAAGUGAAAAGAUGGUGGAUCUGACAGUGAUUGACGUUUCACUUAACUAAUGCAGCAAAACCCAUUUCAAGAUUUAUGUUUUCUUUGCUUUUACGGACCUUAUUCAUUCAUAUUUGAGUAAGAGGCGUUAUUACUACAAAAAGAUGUCAGAUCUUGAGGCCCCCCUGCGUCCAAAGAGGAAAAAGGUGUUGGUGGACUAUUUUGUUCAGUUCCGAUGGAUUUUGGUUAUUUUUGUCGUCCUGCCAAUCUCCUUUACAAUUUACUUUCUCACUUAUCUUGGGGAUGUUAAAUCCUCAAUGAAGUCUUACAAGCAACGCCAGAAGGAACAUGAUGAAAAUGUUAAGAAAGUUGUGAAACGUCUCAAGCAGAGGAAUCCAUCAAAGGAUGGUCUUGUAUGCACAGCCCGUAAACCCUGGAUUGCCGUUGGAAUGCGGAAUGUAGACUAUAAGCGGGCUCGGCACUUUGAAGUUGAUUUGUCAGCCUUCCGUCAUAUUCUUGACAUUGAUAAAGACAGAAUGAUUGCAAAAGUGGAGCCCCUUGUCAACAUGGGGCAGAUCACUAGGGCCACAGUCCCAAUGAAUCUUGCCCUUGCAGUGGUUGCUGAGCUUGAUGAUCUUACUGUUGGUGGGCUCAUCAACGGUUAUGGGAUUGAAGGAAGCUCUCAUAUAUAUGGCUUGUUUUCUGACACUGUCGUAGCUUAUGAGAUUGUUCUGGCAGAUGGUCGAGUUGUUAGGGCUACCAAGGACAAUGAAUAUUCUGAUCUUUUCUAUGGCAUCCCAUGGUCUCAAGGAACACUUGGGCUUCUUGUCUCUGCUGAGAUUAAGCUUAUACCCAUUAAAGAGUAUAUGAAGCUUACAUACAAACCUGCAGUGGGCAAUCUAAAAGAUCUUGCACAGGCAUAUGUGGACUCUUUUGCGCCCAAAGAUCUUGACCAGGAUAACCCAGACAAGGUUCCUGAUUUUGUAGAGGGCAUGAUUUAUUCCUCAACUGAAGGUGUAAUGAUGACAGGGAGGUAUGCAUCUAAAGAAGAAGCCAAGAAGAAGGGCAAUGUUAUUAACAGUGUUGGUUGGUGGUUUAAACCUUGGUUUUACCAGCAUGCACAAACAGCCUUAAAGAAAGGAGAGUUUGUAGAGUACAUCCCAACCAGGGAAUAUUACCACAGGCACACAAGGUGUUUGUACUGGGAGGGAAAGCUUAUUCUUCCAUUUGGCGACCAGUGGUGGUUUAGGUUUCUCUUUGGCUGGUUGAUGCCUCCCAAGGUUUCACUGCUUAAAGCUACCCAAGGUGAAGCAAUCAGAAACUAUUACCAUGAGAAUCAUGUCAUUCAGGAUAUGCUUGUUCCUCUUUACAAGGUUGGAGAUGCCCUAUUGUGGGUCCACCGUGAGAUGGAGGUAUAUCCCAUUUGGCUCUGUCCACACAGAUUGUUCAAGCUGCCCAUGAAAACUAUGGUGUAUCCUGAACCAGGAUUUGAGCAUCAGCGCAGACAGGGGGACAGUCCAUAUGCUCAAAUGUACACAGAUAUUGGGGUGUAUUAUGCACCGGGACCUAUAUUAAGAGGUGAGGUGUUUGAUGGUGCUGAGGCAGUUCGUAGUAUGGAGAGUUGGUUGAUUGAGAACCAUGGAUUCCAGCCACAAUAUGCAGUUUCCGAGCUGAAUGAGAAGAAUUUCUGGAGAAUGUUUGAUGCUGGGCUGUACGAGCAGUGCAGAAGGAAAUACGGAGCUGUCGGAACCUUCAUGAGUGUCUACUACAAGUCCAAGAAAGGAAGGAAGACUGAGAAGGAGGUGCAAGAAGCUGAGCAAGCCCACCUGGAACCUGCUUACGCAGAAGUCGAUCAACCAGCAGACUGAUUAUGGAAGCAAAUUCAGAAUGAAACUGGUGGAUUUCUUGCAGUUACAGGAAUCUGCCAGUGAGUUGUUUCAUUUAUAUUUUUAGAUUGCUUAGCGCUUUAGUUGCUGCUUAAUUUUCAAGUCGGGGUUUUUAACGGAUUAGAUCAGACUUCAGAUGAUUUAUGAGAUGACAUGUUAAAUCUUAAUGUUUGUAGACAGUUUCAGGCAUGACUUCCUAAGAGCCAUCUUUGAAAUUUUGUGUGUUUCUUCCAGAGCUGUAUAAUUUUGGUUUAGGGCUUUUAACCAGUAAGACUCUUUGUGUUGUGGUA
Molecule: messenger RNA, 2304 nt
Organism: Ricinus communis (castor bean)
Lineage: Eukaryota; Viridiplantae; Streptophyta; Magnoliopsida; Malpighiales; Euphorbiaceae
Product: delta(24)-sterol reductase
Exons: 4
Coding region: 293-1996 (567 amino acids)
Biological process (GO): steroid metabolic process
Cellular component (GO): cytoplasm; membrane
Molecular function (GO): oxidoreductase activity, acting on the CH-CH group of donors, NAD or NADP as acceptor; FAD binding
Source: RefSeq, a predicted model, not a curated record